Messenger RNA from Triticum turgidum subsp. durum (durum wheat), 258 nucleotides. Lineage: Eukaryota; Viridiplantae; Streptophyta; Magnoliopsida; Poales; Poaceae. The record is from the annotation of a GenBank genome assembly.
AUGCCCAGUAUUUACUACAGGCAUAGCCGAACUUGGGGUCAUGAUGAUCACUACCAUAUUGGUGACCAUCAUAGUGCUUCUGAUAUGUGGCAGGUCAACAUCAUUGUCGAUCUAUGCUUUCUCAUCAUCCUCCUAUGCCUGCAGCUAUUUUUCUUUUCUUCAGUUAUAGGGAGUGUAGGAGAUGGUAGUUGGGUUCUUUUGAUAUUUGCGGCUAUAUGUACAGAAGGACUAUGGGACCAAGUUGAAGUACGAAACUGA